Exophiala aquamarina CBS 119918 is the source of this 888-nucleotide messenger RNA. RefSeq lists its product as uncharacterized. The record is from RefSeq and is a predicted model, not a curated record. The transcript has a single exon. NCBI's taxonomy places the organism in Eukaryota, Fungi, Ascomycota, Eurotiomycetes, Chaetothyriales, Herpotrichiellaceae. The coding region runs from base 1 to 888 and encodes 295 amino acids.
AUGCCACUACCUAGGCAAAGACCGACCUAUUUUCUUCCGCCAAAUUUUCUCAACCCACCAGGGCCUGCUAGCCCAAUCAGGCUGGGACAGUUGAUAUCUAACCCAUCAGCUCCCACCACUCCCAUCACUCGGUCAGGACCUCUAGAUCCUAAGGAUUUUGAUCUUGAAGUCCAUUCCAUGCCGAUGAAGACAUUUCGGCAUGAGAACCAGUCACAAUCAUUAUCUGAAGGCGGCGUCUUCAUUCGUGCCGUCCAAGGGAUCGUCGCGAAGCUGAACCUGAAUAUAAGUCGUGAAGCAUAUCAGAACGCUCUGGAACAAAUUGACCAUCUGGUCGCUGAGUUCAUUGAACUCAGUGAGGAGGAUGAGUAUGUGGAGAAGAGCUUAGCUCAGAAGCAUAUUCAGGAUUUCAUCACAAAGGGGCUCUUUAAGAAGCGUGUCUUUAUGGUGACAGGUAUUAAGAUUGCUUAUCCUGGAGAAGGAGACUCUAUUUCCGCUGAGAAGGGCUCGAAGAAGACUGCAGAAGGGGGGGGGGACAUGUCAGCUGUUGGUACCGGAUCUCCGCUCGAGGGAGGUGGGAAUUUCAAAACUUCCGCAUCGACUAAGCGAUCGCUGUCUUUCAUACCCGAUCAUCCCUUUAUAUACGCUUAUAGAUUGCGAGAAUGCUUUUACGGUGGCCGUAGCAAGGAAACUACGAAGGGAGCGUUACUAAGCCGGGACACUGUCUCAGGCCAUGAGCCAGAGGCCUUAGAGUUCGAUUUUCAAGGUGUCGGAUCCGAAGAUGUUACAUUGGAAGAUAUGGGCCCAGAUGGGACUGCGUAUAUACUGCUGCAAGCAGCUGAUGAUCUUGAUGGCACUCAGUGUGACCUUGUCGUUCCAAAAUGUACAUAG